This is a messenger RNA of Verticillium alfalfae VaMs.102, 984 nucleotides long. RefSeq names its product lysocardiolipin acyltransferase. The transcript is spliced from 2 exons. Gene Ontology annotation, molecular function: acyltransferase activity. Gene Ontology annotation, cellular component: endomembrane system. NCBI's taxonomy places the organism in Eukaryota, Fungi, Ascomycota, Sordariomycetes, Glomerellales, Plectosphaerellaceae. Bases 1 to 984 code for a protein of 327 amino acids. The record is from RefSeq and is a predicted model, not a curated record.
AUGGCCCUGACGAAGCAGUCGUUUGCGCUCCUCACGACGACCAUGACGCAGUGGUGGGGCCCCACCAAGAUCCGCAUCAGCGGCGACGCCUCGGUCGCCCACCAGAUGCGCCAGCAGCCCGACGGCAUGGUCGAGUUCGACUUCCCCGAGCGCCUCGUGCUCGUGGCCAACCACCAGAUCUAUACCGACUGGCUCUACCUCUGGUGGAUCGGCUACGCCAACACGCCGCGCAUGCACGGCCACAUCUACAUCAUCCUCAAGGAGUCGCUCAAGUGGAUCCCGUUUAUCGGCUGGGGCAUGAUGUUCUACGGCUUCAUCUUCAUGUCGCGCAAGAUGGCCACCGACCAGCCGCGCCUCGCCCACCGUCUCGGCCAGCUCAAGAAGAGGCAGCGCGCCCCCGACGGCACCAGCUUCCUGAGCCCCAUGUGGCUGCUGCUCUUCCCCGAGGGCACGAAUCUCGCGUUGAACGGGCGCACCAAGUCGGCGGCCUGGGCGAAGAAGACAGGGCUCAAGGAUGGCGAGCACGUGCUGCUGCCGCGGAGCACGGGCAUGUACUUCUGCCUCAAGGAGCUCGGGGACACGGUCGACUACGUCUAUGACUGCACCGUGGCGUACGAGGGCAUCCCGCGCGGCAAGUUCGGCCAGGACUACUUCACGCUCUCGAGCACCUACUUCCAGGGCCGGCCGCCCAAGUCGGUCAACUUCCACUGGCGCCGCUUCAAGGUGUCGGAGAUCCCGCUCGAGGAUGCCGAGGCGUUCGAGCUGUGGCUGCGCGCGAGGUGGUAUGAGAAGGACGCGCUCAUGGAGCAGUACCUGUCGACGGGGCGCUUCCCGCCGCUCGUGGGCCACAAGCAGGACUACAUUGAGUCGGAGAUCCGGACGAAGAACUGGUGGGACUUUUCGCAGAUUUUUGUCGUGUUCGCGGCGUUUAGUCUGCUGUGUCGCAUCUUUGUGCUGCAGUGGGUGCGAUUUACGGGGGCGUGA